CAUGAACGGCUGGGCUUUGAGCCAUUCUGUCAUGCAUGCAGUGCACAUGCAAAAGGGAAGUUCCACUCUGCUACCACACAUGUCAUUUUAGGUUCUUCAUCUUUCUUGUACAUACGCACACGCAUACACAUACACACACAAACGCACUUAUCAAGGAGUACACAAGUUGUCAAGUGUACCAAAUAACUACCCAAACUUAUAUGACCAAAAGGAAAAAGCAGACAAAUCACAGUUCUAGGUAAUGUGAUACAAGAGGUGUGAAAACAAUCAUGUACAAGGAGAGGAGAAGAAGUCGAGAACAGGAAGAAAGAAAAAAACUGUGUAGGAAAUGAGAAUUCAGAGGCAGAAGUACAAGUGGUAGGUGUAAAUGUCGUGAGAACGAGAGAUCAGGCAAGCAGUGAAGGCUUCCAGACACGAAUGAGCUUUCAUUUUACAGGCAGCCAAUGUGAAGAGGAGGACUGAAGCUGACUGUUAAAAAGCUAAUGAAAUAUUGGACUCGACAAAAGCUGGGAUAUGGGGGAGAGCAGUAUCUGUCUGGUGAAAGCGUCGGUCAUGAUGUACGAUGACCACAACAAGCGCUGGGUGCCAGCAGGGUCCGAUGUGGCCUGCGUCAGCCGUGUCCAGAUCUAUCACAGCUCAGCAGCCAACACCUUCAGAGUGGUGGGUCGCAAACUGCAGGCUGAUCAGCAGGUUGUACUCAACUGCCCCAUUGUUAAAGGGAUGAAAUAUAACCAAGCCACACCGAAUUUCCAUCAGUGGAGGGAUCCCAAACAGGUGUGGGGGUUGAACUUUGGGAGUAAAGAGGAAGCUUCUGUUUUUGCCAACUCCAUGACACACGCACUAGAAGCUCUCAACGCAGCACCUGUCACAGAAGCUCCAUCCGUACCAAAGCUGGAUCAGCAAAAAAGGUAGAAUGUUUUUCUGAAGGUUUCCAAGACUACUGCGUGUUCUUCUUUGGGUUGGGAGGAGGCCAGGACAUCGUUCACUUUUGUCUGGUUGCUAAUGGUUCAGUUCUGGUUUUGUGGACUGGGUUUGGUUUGUUAUACCUCCUUUAAUAUCCACAUUUUGGGCCAGACUACAGUACUUUCCAGAAGCUGUCCCAGUUCUGGCUGAUGAAAAGUCCAAAAGUCCAGAACCCAUUACAGGACAUGUGAUCCUUGUGUUUGCCUUUCCUCAGACUGGAGGAACAGAGGCCGGACCCUCCUGCAUGCCCU
This is a messenger RNA of Menidia menidia (Atlantic silverside), 1214 nucleotides long. NCBI's taxonomy places the organism in Eukaryota, Metazoa, Chordata, Actinopteri, Atheriniformes, Atherinopsidae. The record is from the annotation of a GenBank genome assembly.